Messenger RNA from Xyrauchen texanus (razorback sucker), 2262 nucleotides. Its product is annotated as protein FAM151A-like. Lineage: Eukaryota; Metazoa; Chordata; Actinopteri; Cypriniformes; Catostomidae. Bases 65 to 1879 code for a protein of 604 amino acids. The record is from RefSeq and is a predicted model, not a curated record. The transcript is spliced from 9 exons.
ACCUUGGACAUUAAUGCGGAACUUUCAUAGAACAAACACUAAGGAGAUCUGAUUUUGCAGAGCAAUGGAAGAUAAACAAGAAAAUGAUUGCAAAAAUGAGGCAGAUGAAGAGAAAGAAGGACAGGAAACAAAAACAAUUCUGGGAAUCUUUACAAGAAAGCAGUUCACUUUGUUAUGUGUUGGUAUUGGUCUGAUUUUACUUCUCAUCAUUACGAUAACAUCAGUAUUUCUGAUCAUGGAUGAUUCAAGAUCAGAUACCUCAGUUAACAUAGAGUCUUUCCCAACUGGUGGAGAUAUGCUCGACUUUCUUCUCCAAACUGGAGAGAUUCAGGAAAAAGAUGGCCUUUAUGCAACUUGGUAUCAUGCUGCCAACAGUAAAUCUGAGAUGAUCAUGGCCCUGAACAGUGACGUAAUGAUUCUGGAAGCUGAUGUAAAUGUACAAGGUCAUAACACAGCAAAUGAGACCAACAUUCCCAUCAUGGCUCAUCCACCAGACAUAUACAGUGAUAACACUCUGGACGAGUGGCUGGAUGCUGUACUCGCAUCAAAGAAAGGGAUAAAGCUGGAUUUUAAAAGUAUUGAUGCAGUGGAGCCAUCAUUAGAUCUACUAAGAGUUAAAAAUCAAACGGGGAUCAGCCGCCCAGUGUGGGUAAAUGCAGAUAUUCUUCCUGGACCAAAUGUCCCUGACUUCUGGCCAGCAGUCAAUGCCUCAGUGUUUUUCGGGCUAAUUCAGAGUAAAUUUCCUGAUAUCACCAUCUCUCCAGGAUGGAAGGUUCUGUACCUUUCCAUCUUCCCCAAUGUGUCAUACACUCGCAGCAUGGUAGAGCAGAUGUACUCGACAGUAAGACACCUUCCUCAGAAGAUCACCUUCCCCGUCCAUGCUUUGAUGGCCAAGAAUGGGUGGCCACAUCUGAGCUGGCUACUAAGUCAGUCUUCAAGGUUCAGCUUAACACUGUGGCAAGGGAAGGAGAACCCCACCUUGAAUGAUCUUCUUUUCAUCAGAGACAACAGCAACCCUCAGCGCAUCUAUUACGACAUUUACGAGCCUGUGCUCUCGCAGUUCAAAGAAGCUGCAAAGCAGAGAAACAGACCCAGAAGAUUCUAUCCAGGUGGAGACAUAGUGGACUAUUUCAGGCCUGUGAACCGUGAUGGUCUCAACAUCCAGUGGGAGAGAGUGACUGACAAAGAAUCUUUGUUAUCUUUACUCAAAGGCAGCAAUGGAGGAAUGCUGGUGAUCCCAGUAAUAUCUGGGAUGGGUCAACCAAAUAUUCCUGUCGUUCAGGGUUCCCAACCUGUGCUGCCUCUUCAGGACUGCCUGAAGCUUAUUCUUGCCUCAAAGAGGCCAUGGGGACUCUACUUAAAGAUUAAGUCCCAGAGUCAGCUCGACCCCUCACUGGAGCUCCUCCGACAGUACUAUGACAGGGACCUGCUACACCACCCUACCUGGGUUAACAUGGAUGUAGCCCAUGGAGCUUUCCAUAUCCAAGGCUAUAUGACAGGAGAGGAGUUCUUGAGAACCAUUAAUCAAAUCUAUCCAUAUGUGACUCUGGCUCCAGGUUGGCCAAAAGAAGCUCUUGAUGAAGGCUACACACCAGAGCUAGUGGAGGACAUGGUGCAGCUCUUCCAGGGGGCCUGGCAGGAUGUUUCACUGCAGCUACAAGCUGAAGUCCUAGACAGGUCUAUGGUUGGAUGUAGGAGUCUUAUCCACACCCAAUCACGCUUCACACUAACUGUGGAGCACUGGGUAGAGGAGAGAGGCCUCAAUCCUGGUACUGCGAACUUAAUGUCUAUCCGAGCAGGGAACAGACAGCGGAGCUUCUACAACAUGCCUAAUAUGUACAGACAACAUGUAAUGGAGGUUUCAGUCAACAUGAAAUGAAAAUCAAUCCUAUUUAUUUGCUUAAUACAAGUUCCUGGUCCUGCAUGAUUCAUCAGUGCACAUUGUUCCAAAGGGGGAAAAAAAAAUUCUCUUCAAAAUAUUUAUAAUAAAAAUAAAUGGCUCCCACUCUGAAACAACCUUCCUUUUCAUCUAAUGUGAGUUACUUACUUACUCCGACAACCUGACUCCAUUCUGGAAUGGAAAGCCCACUUUUCAUAAUUCAAUCAAAUCCUGAUCUAUAAAAUCAAGUCCCAUCCUACACUCUUGUUGAAGAUCCUUUUUCAUUUGGGAUAAGAUAAAAUUACAGUAUGUAAGAAAAUUGAGUUGACAUCUUCAGUUCAUGUUGACUUUAAAAAAAUGUACAAUAGCUAGCGCUGCCAUAG